GUUUUGUGUUCAGCCAACAUGGCGGACGACUUCGACGGCAGAAACGAGUUUGGUGGAAAAGGAUUCUACGAUAAUUUUGGCGAUGCUCCUAGGUAAAAAUCAUCAAAUUUCCUCGUUGUAGAAAUUUUAUAAAACAACUCGAUUUUGUCCCUUAGGGAUUAUGGUGGAUCGUACGGUGGAGGAAGACGGCGCGGUGGAGGAGGUGACCGAGGGAAUCGCGAUCGCGGUCCAAGGCCACUACCGACAGAGCCACCUUUCACUGCAUUUGUAGGGGGACUUCCCCCAGACACUGUCCAAGGAGAUCUGGAUCACAUUUUUGCAGAUAUACAGGUUAGUUUUCUUAGCGAUCAAAGACAAAAAAAAGGCCCUAGUCUGAAUGGAGUUGAUGCUCCGAUCAUGAUUUUUAUGAUAACCCACGCGUGCUUUCCUUGCAAUGAAUCUGUGCGAUGAUUCUCUCGAUUUUUUUACCUUCAAACUGCAUGGCUUUACUUUCGGUGUAGGUUUUGCUCGGGUGUUAAAGAGAGCGAAGUUGUAGUGUACUUGCAGGUCAGAUGCUUUUCCAUUCAACAUUGAGAUUGCUGUCAAUAAGAUUUAAGCUUAUUCAUCUCACAACAACAGUGUUUUAUACAAGCUUAACAAAAAACUUACAAGACAGCGAUUUCGUUAUUCAGAUCAAGUGCUGCAGCAAACUCGUGCCAGUUAAGUUUGGCGCGAAUACUUAGUCACAUUUUUAUUGUUUCUCCUUAAAUAUUUUAAGGCGUGGAUAACGUUGUCUUCUUUUACAAUAAUCAUGGCAACGCAUGCAAGACACAUGCACAUAUAAAAGGUGUUGAGGAGUGGCAAGGUAUUCUGCAUGAGUAUUCUGCAGAUAAAUUAAAUUGCUUAGAACUGAACCUAUUUAAAUCCAAGGUUUUUUUUGGAUGAGGGAAAAAGGUGUUUAUCAGAAACAAGGGAUGUCAUCUAUUACUUCAUUUUUAAAUUCCCAGGGGGACUUUAAAAGUAUUUUCCUCAUUAAAAGGGAAGGAGGUUGGUGAGCAAAAUUAAUGAUCGGUGAAGGUUUUAGUGUACAACUGCAGAUCUAAAUGAAUCCUUGCAUAUUUCCACACAUGAUCAAUGUCAUCAACAGGGAUUGGGAGUCACAAUCACAUUUUUGUGAGUUGAUGGUCGUUUCAUAAUUAAUCAUGAUACUUCUUCUGCAAAUUAUUUAUGGUCAAAGGCAGAUAAGUGACCCCCAUUUUUUGUUAGUCCUACCAAUUUUAAAUGGUCUCAGCAGUUUCGUAGAUUUUAAGUUUUGGCUAUAUUUUGUUUUGAAAAAGUUCGUGGAAUAGGGUUGCUUUCAGGAAGGUAACAAAGCAGGGGUCUAUUGCCAUGCUUCCAAGUAAAAAUGGAAAUUUUCUGAUGGUCAGAAGUGGUAGUUUUGAAUUUUUGGCAGAAUGUUUGCAUUGCUACAGAUGCCAUCAAUGGAAAACUUGAGGGAGAGUUUUUGGGGAUCCCCCUUUACACACAGACAUUACUUUUUGUCUGGUUCCCUCUAUUUUUAGGCAUGCCCCCACCUCCUCCUCCUCCUCCUCAAAUCUUGCAAGCUCUCACCUAUUAUUAGGGAGCUUUAGCAAUGACGACGGCGACGGCAACCAGACUUCAAAAAAGCAAUACGUUUAUGACGCAAAACCAUCCUUGCACAACUACGACGUGAAAAUGCCUAAUUGUAAGUUUUAUGGAGGACGUAAACAAGCGACGACGAAUCUCUUUUUCUCUCUCUAAACUUGAGUGCGGUCCUCAAGAAAUCAACUUCAGGGAAAUUCGCCUAUAUUUGCCAUUUUCAGCAAAUUGGAAUAAACACGACAAAGAUUGAGAAAACAAGAAUUCAUUUUAAAACUGACGUUUUCGUUGCUGUUGUCGAUGCUAAAGCUCCCUAAUAAAAAAAUGAACAGUCUGUAAAUAAUAGCUUGUCAGUUGUAAUGCUUGUUCAGUGACCUUUCAAUAGACAAAUUUGAGGAUGAUUAAUAUUUUGAUUUUAUUGUAGGAUAAGAUCAGAAGUGUUCGAUUGGUGAGAGAUAAAGAAACUGAUAAAUUUAAAGGUACCAUAAUAAAUUGUUAUUUUUAAAAUUUUCUGGCUCUUCUCUUGAGCUGAAUUAUAAAAAAACAGAUUAAUUUGAGUCAAAUAUUUUUAGUCUACUGAUCAGAGAAGAUUGUGAGUGAUUUAAAACUGUGACUCAAUCCCUUUUGCAGGUUUCUGUUAUGUUGAAUUUGAUGAUCUCGAUGCUCUUAAGGAAGCCCUAUCAUAUGAUGGUGCAGUAAGUACACACAUGUUCAUUGAUUGGCUAACCAUUAGUCAGUCUUUAUUAAACACUCUCAUUAAACCUUCAAGUCCCAAUAGUGACCAAGAUCAAUUUUCUCCUAAUAAUAUCUAUACAUUGUCAACAGCUAAGUUAUAAGAAUUAAUAAAAUGAUCACCCAAGUAAAAAUGCCUUGAUCUUUUAACAAAUUCUCUCAGCUCAUUCUUUAAGGAAAUGUAUGGAGAUCAGUUUGGAGAAUUUGUGUGUGGAUACUGGGGCUUAAAGGGUCAACAUAUAGUGAAUUGUCAUUUGGUGAGCUUGGGUUGCAUCUCUGAGCUGAAUAAAAUUGUGGCCAAGCCAUUGCCAAAAAUAAUGGCCAGUCAACAGACAAUGCCCGGCCAGAAUGGCGACUUGACUGGCCAAAGACUACACUGGCCAGUCAUGUUGACCUUGGGUAUUGACCGGUCAUGAACACCCUCAUUCUUGGACAAACAGCCAAAUCCACAUCUGUAAACUUAGAUUUUGGUCUCUUUGUUCAAAUACAUUAUUGAAGAAAUCACGUUCGUAAUUAGAAAAUUUAGCAAGGAUGAGUUAAUUUUUUUCAGUGGUUUGACUGGUCAGAAUUAAGGCUUGACUGAGAAAAAAUUUCUUUGGCCAGUCACUGUGUCUGGCCACUGUCUGAAAAUUAUCUUGAGCCUUGUAAGCACAGGUGGUGUUCAUGGCAGUCCUGACCUACCUAAUUGUUAAUAACACCAAGCACCAUCAAAGUAAAAGUGACUGGUAAACAACAUACAGUGCGUGCCACGAACAACAUCAUUCUUAGGGUAUUGUGGAGAUAAGAAUAUGGGCUUCUUCAAAUCACCCCAUUUAUUAUGAAAUUCUGGCUGGUUGAGUUGCCUGAAUUUCAUUCACUCCAGUGCAUUGCAGGUUUGUCAGAAAGAUUUGAAGUAGACAGCUGAGUUGUCAAAGUAAGCGCCCAGUCCAGGGAUAUUUUUUUUGAAUGCCGUCUGUAAAGAAAUGCUAAGCAGAGUAGCCGGCCGAUGGUAACCACGAAGGUGGCGAUUUUCACCGGCAGCCGGCUACUUUUGACAACCCUGCAUUGGAAAGUACAGGAAUGCUGAAGGCCCAGCAAUAUUUUCUUAUUAUUUUAAAGAGUAAAAGGAAGAGGUCAUAACUAUCCCCCAGUGACCAUGACAGGCUUUACUGCUUCUGUCCUGAGCAAAAAGGAUCAUGUGACAGCUGGUUUAUCAUGGAAAUUAUUAUUGUACUUAAACACUAUAUGUUCACAGCACACCCAAACCUUGCCCCUUAAUUGCUACUUCACGGCAUGCACCCCUACAAGAAUCCAAAGAAAUACCUUCUGGACAGCCUUGUCUGCUAUUCAAGCCAUCUGAUGAUGUAACUAUAAUUUUGUUAAUAUUAGAUAUAUGGCAAUCAAGGGAGAUCUCUGAGGGUUGACAUAGCCGAAGGGCGCAAAGAAGGCGGGCGUGGCAGAGGUGGAGGAAGAGGAGGACGAGGUGGAGGAGGAUAUUCUCAUGGUAGGGGUACAAAUAGUUACCUACUGGUGUAAAAUAUAAGUUAAAUAAAAAUAGGUUCAGUCCUGUGUAGAGAGAUUUCCUAUGUUAGCUAGGUUUAGGCAACGGUGGAAAGAGGUGAGGGGUGGGACCAGAGGAGGGGAGAGGGGAAGAUAAGGUAUACUUGAUAGAAAAACCCAGGCAAUCUGUGAUGGGACAGCUGGUGUCGAGUUGUCAGAGAAAACAAAUAAAGUUUUUCCUAAUUAUCAAUACACAAUUUAGAGAAAAAAUUAUAAGAAUAAUAAAUGAACAAAAUGAUCAUCAAAGAUCUUGAUCAUUUAUCAAGUUCUCUCAACUAAUUCUGUUAGGUUAUAGAGAUCAGCCUAGAGAAUUUGUAUUUGGAUAUUGGGGUUUAAAGGGUUGAUGCAACACUGCAUAUACCUGACCUGAUUUUCUGUUUCUUUUUAGGUGGAUAUGGUGACAGAGAUGGACAGUAUGGUGGACGAGGUAUUUAAAUGCAUUACUCUUUUAGCAUGGCUGAGUGGUCAGUGUCUCAAACUGACAUUCUGGGUUCAGUUCCUGUUCAUGUCGUAUAUGGCUCAGAUUCCAAGGUUUAACUCUGGUUCUCUCUUGCCACUUGAGGAUCAUUUGCUGUAGAUUAUUUAUUUGAGUGUUGAUUUAACUAGCUGAAGCAGCUAAUUGCAUUUCCACAUUGAGCAAAAAAAUCUUUACAUUUUACUUACUUUUGUAAAGGCCACACGCACAAGUUCAGAAAGUUUUAAACCCUAGAAGAAUGGCCUAAAAUUCAAAAUAGGUAUUUCACUAACCUAGUCAUAGGCUCCACCCGGUACCCAGACAUAAGAUGGAUCUUCUGGUCAUGGCUUGAUUCACAACUGAUAAUUAGUUAGAUAAAGAUUGUUAGAGAGAAUUUUUUGUAUGUUUUUCAUCACUACUUUGAUAUUUACAGGAGGUGGAAACUGGAGCAGCAGAGGAGGUGGUGGCAAUUGGGGCGGUGGUGGAGGAAGCUGGGGUGGCCGAGAAGAUGGCUGGGGUGGGCGAGAUGAAGGAAGAAGAUCUGGUGGAGGAAGAUAUGGUAACAGAAGUGGAUAUGGAGGAGGUGAUAGAAGAGGUCCACCACGGUCGGAGGAGUUUAGAGAACCUUCAGCAGGUAAGAAAGUACUCUAAUCUCUUCACUCCUUGAAGUAACCAAAGUUGAAGCAAUACAUAGCAAAACACAAAACCUCCAAAUUUCUGUACUGUAAACUGCUGCUUAUAAGACGUAGGCUUAUACAUUUUCUUAAGGGGUUUUAGGAGGGCUUAUAAAUGGAGGGGCUUAUAUCCGGAAUAGAAAAAGUGCUUCAAAACGAGCUAUAGUACUACUGUACAAAAUAUAUUUUGCUUCUACUGCCCUUUAAUUAAGCCUCAAAAGGUCAUAAUAGAUCAAAUUCAUUUUGAUACAGGCAAGAGGGGGUCUUAUAUCUGGGGGGCUUAUAAUCGGACAUCUACAGGUAGUUGGGCUUUUAGCUGGGAAGGCUUAUAAGUGUGCCAGGGGGUCUUAUAAGCAGCAGUUUAUGGUGUGUAAAGUAAAGAAAACAUGUUACCAUACCUAUUUGCUACUGCUGUGUCCUGGCACAUAAAAAUCCCUAAAGAUUCUCCAUUUGGUGAAGCAGUUGUUGCAGUGUUUUUAGAAAACAUUCACAUUUAUUUUUUUCCUUUAUAAAAACAGAGGAGCUUGCAGCCAGACCAAGAUUAAAACUCCAGCCACGCACAGUGAAAGAUCCCGUGAAUGAAGUGGCAUCAAGUGUUCAACAGAUGACAAUAUUUGGUGGAGCAAAACCCAGAGAUGGAAAUGAACGUAGAACAAACAGAGAGGAAAGAGAUAGAAGCGAAAGCAAAUCAAGCCAAAGUAGUGACUAAAGGCAAGGUAAAUCAGUAUUGAUGCUUAAUUCCUGUGGCAAAAUUUGCUUUCUUUUUUUGUUUGGUAUUUUGCUUAAUCAUUUUAUAUAGUUUUGUCAUGAUAUUACCAGCGCAAAGUUUGGUAACAAAUUCAUGCAACCAGGUUACAUACUUUCAGUUGCAUGAAAUCGUAGGUCACAUGAUCUUCAAGUAGACAAAGAUGAUUGGUGGUAGUAAUGUAUUUUUUGUCAUUGUUUCCAUUCAUUGAACUGGGCACUGAUGAAGACAUGGUACUUAUAAUAUGCAUAUUAGUGAUUCCUUAAAGGUCCCCAGUUUGGUACUGAAGUUCUUAUUGCAUGUCCUAAUCCUGUAAUUCUACUUCCACUACAGGGAAAAUAUUAUUUUAAUUGAGGACAAGACUGCUUUCUUGGAUAUUGAAGACAUCAAAAGCUGCUGCAGAAAUAAGGCACAGCACUUUCAUCUCAAGAGCAGCUCCCUGUUCAGCUAUCCAAUCAGUAGAUUUGUCAGACUAUUUCUACAUUUCAAGGCUUGGUGUAACUUGGAAGUUGUGAAAAAUCCAUAGUUGAUGAUGACUUUCUGAAACAAUCCUUCUUUAGGACUACUGUCAAUGGUCAUAGAACUGCAAGAGUUAAACAUUAUAAAUUAAUGUGCAUGUUUCUUUUUACUCUCUGUUGCUUGUUGGAAUCAUAUCCUUUAGGUAUUAUUAUAAUUCUUUGUGUACACUUGAUUGUAGAUUUAUUCCUCCAGUCAUUUUCCUUUCUCAUAUGUGAAUGAUCAGUUUUGUUUGUUAGAAUUUCAGUUACAAUCCUAUACAUUAAGUGACAUAAACAAUUUUAACAUUUUUCUUGAGGAAGUUAUUAAAAAUUGUCGAAAAAAAUGAAAACCCUCUCCUGUUCAUAUUUCACUGUUGUGUUAUUGAUGAUGACUUCAAUUUCUUCUCUCUUUGGCAUAUCGUAAUAAAAUAAAUAAUUGGUUACUUUGUUUUAACUGCACGCAGAAUGAAAAAUUAUUGCAGUUUAAAAAUUAAUAGCCACAAAUAAAGAGAAAAAAAUAUACACUUUUCUGUUUUGGGUGAUUCUCUUUUUCAACAAAAGGGUAUUCCUGUAUUCAGUUGUCCCAUUAUGGUUACUUUUAAUCUAUAUACUACUUUUACUGAAAAUGUUAGAAACUCUCCUUGAGCUCAGUAGCCUGGGUCAGGCUCAUUAAUUUUUGUAUACGUUAGUUCCAUUGUUCAUCAAAGCUUUUUCCUUCUAACUAGUAGAUGUAUUGACUAAUGGGCACUAUUCUCUGACUUAAAGAUGGUCAUUUAGUCAGGGUCAUCAGUGAAUCAGUAGUUUCACCAAUUUUCUUUAUGAUGUACUGUUUAGAGAAGAUGUUUCAUUCCAAGCAAUGGUCUGAUGGGUUGAUGGAAAUGAUGAUAUUAGGGGCUUUUUAUAUGGUACCAUAAUGACUUUCAUUCCAGAAUGAGUUUCGUCCAAGUGUGAAGCUUGUACUGCAUUCAUAUUAUAAAAUUGAACGGCUGAGCCUAAGGUGUCUCCCUGAAAUGUGUGGUUUUCAUCCCAUAUCGGAUACGCAACCACCACUCAACUCAGACUAAACAAUUUGGGAUUUUCAAUCCAGAACAAAGAUCAUUUUCAGUUGCAUGAUACCAGAAUGGAAUUUCGUACCAGAACAGGAAUUUCAUGCGGCCUGGAAGCCGGAAUGAACUAAUUCUGGAAUGACCUGUAGGGGGAAUUGAACAUUGUAAUUCGGUAUCGUGUAAACAAAUAUAGAGAAAUGUAAGGAGAUGGAGUGAAUUCAUUACAGAAUGAAAGUCAUUCUGGUACCAUGUGAAGAGCCCCUAAGUCUGUUGACCAGUCAGAAACAUUGACAUAAUGUUAAUGCUUAUUAAAGUUGUUACCAAUGAUCUGAUUUUGUGACAAGGUAUUAAAAAAAUGUAUGUCACCCAGACAGGAUUUU
Porites lobata is the source of this 7666-nucleotide messenger RNA. Lineage: Eukaryota; Metazoa; Cnidaria; Anthozoa; Scleractinia; Poritidae. The record is from the annotation of a GenBank genome assembly.